AAAAUCACAUAUCACAUGCUUUCCCAAUAUCCUGCAGCCCUGCUUCAUGCUAAAGUCUCCUGAGUUCCUACAGGUUAACAGUGUGUUUGUUUCUUUGUUUCUUGUCUUGCAGAUGAAGACUUUCAGCAUUCGGAGUCACAGUUUGGUUCAUCCUGCAUUUCCAUGAGAUGAUGUGUUCAGCACCAGAGAAGUUUAAUCCUGUCUUUAACAAUGAUGUGUUGGGUGGCAAAAUGUCUGCUACUGAUGAUUCUGAUGAGAGACUUCAGAGUCGAUUCAGUCACAUGUCAUCUAACUGAGUACGAGAUAGAGGGUGAAUGCUGUCCUAUGUGUCCUCCUGGCACUCGAGUCAAAACAGACUGUACAGAGUUUAAAAGUAUAUCCUGUCAGAAAUGCCCAGAGGGGACUUAUAUGGACCUGCCAAAUGGACUAAAGAGAUGUUAUCCAUGUUCUACCUGUGAUUCAGGAGCUGGUCUGAAGGAAAGGUUGGGAUGUAAAAUAACUGCAGACACAGUUUGUGAACCAAUGGAGGGAUUCUACU
Molecule: messenger RNA, 538 nt
Organism: Poecilia latipinna (sailfin molly)
Lineage: Eukaryota; Metazoa; Chordata; Actinopteri; Cyprinodontiformes; Poeciliidae
Product: tumor necrosis factor receptor superfamily member 14-like
Exons: 4
Biological process (GO): positive regulation of cytokine production involved in immune response; apoptotic process; immune response
Cellular component (GO): external side of plasma membrane; membrane
Molecular function (GO): transmembrane signaling receptor activity; protein binding
Source: RefSeq, a predicted model, not a curated record